Abrus precatorius (Indian licorice) is the source of this 2136-nucleotide messenger RNA. RefSeq lists its product as uncharacterized. Bases 288 to 2033 code for a protein of 581 amino acids. NCBI's taxonomy places the organism in Eukaryota, Viridiplantae, Streptophyta, Magnoliopsida, Fabales, Fabaceae. The record is from RefSeq and is a predicted model, not a curated record. The transcript has 6 exons.
AACACUUCAUUUUCGAAGUGUCUCUAUCCACGGCGGAGCGCCUCCACCGGAAAAACUCUCCGGCGAUAGUGUCGGUUCGGUGCUCCGAACCUUAUCCUUCGCCGGCGCGAUUGCAGAUUCAAUUGCUUCAUUUCAUUUUCUCAUUCUAGUUGAUUGAGUUCGGAGAUUUCGACUUUAUGGUGCGUCGGUGUAUUAGGCUAAAGGUGGUGAUUUGCAUUACCCAGUGGGUGGUGGCACCGUGAAUCGUUGAGUCAGAUUAUUGUUGUUUUCAAUCAUCAAAGAGCGAAAUGUCUUUUCAGCAUAAAAGCUUUUGGAUGCUACGGGAUGCUGGCUGCUUGGCUGAAGAAAAUGUGGGAUAUGAGAAUUCUUCCAGAAUUGAACCAAAGAGAAGUCAUCAGUGGUUUAUGGAUACAGGUGAGGCAGAAAUAUUCAGCAACAAGAAACAAGCAAUUGAAGCUGUUAGUGGCAGGCCAAUUUCAGGAGUUUCAACCGUGAAUGUUUCCCAAUGGGAAACCAAUACAGGAUUUCACUCAGUCACAGGUCAGUUUUCUGACCGCCUUUUUGGAUCUGAUCUUGUUAGGACUGCUAAUUUGGUUGAUAAGAACAUGUCAUCAAUUGGAAGUGGAAAUCCAAACAUGGAAAGGAAGGAUUUUGAAAAUCAAUAUGGUAAUGAUCCAUCUGUGGGGUUGUCAAUAUCUCAUUCCAUAGCAGACCCUUCAGCAUGUUUAAAUUUUGGUGGCAUCAGAAAAGUUAAAGUUAAUCAAGUCAGAGAUUCUGACAACUGCAUGCCUGCUGCAUCUAUGGGCCACUCCUAUAGUAGGGCUGAUAGUAGUACCAUUUCAGUAGGUGCUGGCUACAAUAAGAACAAUGGAAAUAUUUCAUUGGGCUCAACUUAUAACAAUGGAAAUGACAACGCCAUUGCUAUGGGGACGAGAAUAAGUAAGACUGAUGACAAUCUCCUUUCAAUGGCUCACACCUUCAAUAAAGGGGAUGGAAAUUUUAUGUUGAUGGGCCACAACUAUGGCAAGGGAGAUGAAAGUAUCUUAUCAAUGGGUCAGCCCUUUGAUAGGGGAGAUGGAAAUUUCAUAUCAAUGGGUCAAUCAUAUGAAAAGGAAGACGGCAGUUUAAUAUCUCUGGGUACCUCAUAUACCAAGGGGCACGAGAGCUUUAUAUCAAUGGGUCCAACCUAUGGUAAAUCAGGAGAAAAUUUCAUAUCCGUUGCUCCUUAUGACAAGGGCACUGAUCAUAUAAUAUCAAUGGGUCCAACAUAUGAUAAGGUGGAUUCUAAUAUCGCACCAACCGUUCCAUCAUAUGACAGGAGAGAUUCUAGUUCUUUACCUGUGGGUCAGAACCACCACAAGGGUCAGAGCAGCACCAUAUCUUUUGGAGGUUUUCACGAUGACCCUGAACCAAAUCCCUCUGGUGGAAUCAUCAGUGGAUAUGAUCUCUUGAUAGGAAGCCAGAACUCAGCUCAAGGUUUGGAUAGCCAGAAGGAUUUGACUGAGUCGAACUCUGAAUCACUUGUAAAUAGCAUUCCAAAACCCAAUACUAAAAAUGAUACUGUUGCCAAGAACAAAGAGCCAAAGACAACCAAGAAGGCUCCUCCUAACAACUUCCCUUCAAAUGUCAAAAGUUUGCUGUCAACUGGUAUUUUUGAUGGUGUUCAGGUGAAAUAUGUUUCAUGGUCACGGGAGAAAAAUCUCAAAGGAAUCAUAAAAGGAACUGGUUAUUUGUGUUCAUGUGAUGACUGCAAGCAGUCAAAGGCUCUUAAUGCAUAUGAAUUUGAGCGUCAUGCUGGUGCCAAGACAAAGCACCCUAACAAUCACAUAUACUUUGAGAAUGGAAAAACCAUCUAUGCUGUUGUUCAAGAGUUGAAAAACACUCCGCAGGAGAUGCUUUUUGAUGCAAUUCAAAAUGUGACUGGCUCCACCAUCAAUCAAAAGAACUUUCGUUUGUGGAAAGCAUCAUACCAAGCUGCUACUCGGGAGCUACAGCGAAUCUAUGGAAAGGAUGAAGUGAGCAUACCAUCUUGAGUUCAAUUUUCUUCUUGAGAACAGUGGUAGAUAUGUAAUCUGUUCAUAGUGAGUGAAUGGCAACUUAAUAGUUUAAAAGACUAUUUAAAAUUGAAAAGUUUUA